Geodia barretti is the source of this 621-nucleotide messenger RNA. Lineage: Eukaryota; Metazoa; Porifera; Demospongiae; Tetractinellida; Geodiidae. The record is from the annotation of a GenBank genome assembly.
AUGCGCAAAUUACUGAUUUUGGUUCUGAUCGCAGCGGGUUCCGUCAUCCUGGCCGCGUGCUCAGGUGGCGGCUCUGACAAUAUCGACCAGCAGGUGAUGGUUGCGACCACUACACCUGUACCGACCCGCGCUGCCCAAGUGGAGGUAGCACCGUCUCUUCAGAGUUCGCCAACGGCCGAGGCUGCGGCCAAGACCGACUCUGCGUCCGGCACUGAGGAUGACGGAAUACCGGUAGGCGGCGUGUUUACUCGGAACUGGUCGGACCCGCCGACUCUGGAUCCACACCUGGUGACGGACACCACGUCCGCCGGCAUCGUCGUCGAGAUAUUUUCUGGGCUGGUCUCAUUGAAUGAGGACCUCGACAUCGUUCCCGAAUUAGCCGAAUCGUGGUCUAUCAGCGGCGGCGGAACGGUUUACGAGUUCAAGCUUCGCCCCGACCUGAAGUUCUCAAACGGCGAACCGGUCACAGCUGAAGACGUGAAGUGGUCUAUCGAGCGGGCCGCGCAUCCCGACACCGAAUCGCCGGUGGCCGAGAUCUAUCUUGGCGAUAUUGUCGGCGUAAACGAGAUCAUCGAGGGGUCGUGGAGAUGUCGUCUCCGCGCCCGGAGUGACGUUGGUUGA